ACUCAACAGUAAACGUCCUGCAGAAUCGCUGCACAUCAAAGUUGGAGAGAGCCUGCCGAGUGAGAGCACGGAGCCGCAGACGGAGACGGCUGAGCUGGAAACUGAGAGCGCGGAGCCGCAGACGGACGCGGCUGAGCUUCAAAAUCAGAGCAAAGAGCCGCACACGGAGACGGCUGAGGGCGAUCCAAAGGCGGACUUUGUGACAACAAAAACGCUGCGUCGUGUGAUUGAAGAACUGUUGCGCGGCCGCAGUCUGGAGAAACUCACCUUCGGAGCUUUCCUUUCGGAGUUGACAGACGCUUUGAAGCUGGAUGCUGGAGAUCUUGCCGACCGCAGAAGCGAAGUGAAAGUCAUCCUGCACAAAGUUACACGGAAAGAGUUGCAGAGGCAACUUGUCGAACAUGUUAAGAAGAAGCGCAACGAUGCUUCAACGGCUGAAGUCCCUGUCUUCUCGAAGGUGGAGACGGCGCAAGUUUUGUUGGUGUAUGUGGUGACUUUUGCUACACCGACAGAUGCCGAGGCGAGACGCCGCUUGGAAAGUUUCAGCAGAGCAGACCUGUGCACGAUGAUGAGAACCUCUUUGGAGACAGCACAGGCAGGAAGAGCGGAGGAGCACCGUGCUGUUGUGGAGAAAUGCACGAUCUUUUUGGAGCGUGGUAGUGGUGCGGCAGGCCACCACGCCCACGUCGCCAUCAAAGUGACGCAGCCGACACGUUGGAAGCCUUGGAACGAUGCCAUCUUUCAGGCAUGUGGGUUGGUGGCGAAUUUUUCGUCGUGCAUCAAAGGAGGAUAUCACAAUGCUGUGCGAUAUGGCUUUGUUCCGCGGCCUGGGAAAGCCCUCGAAGACCUUGAUCCGGAGCCCUUCACGUAUCCAGACAGUCAUCCCCCGCUCGCCGAAGCUAUGCAUCGAAAUUUCAAUUCUGAUGCUUGGGCUGAUGAAACGCUAGCGCAAACUCAGUCCAGACUGUCGCGAGGCAAAUCGGCCCCUCGCUUUGGCCCCACUGACCUGUGGCCCGUGCUUGUGAAGCUGAACCUCAGGCCCGAAGAUCCGGCGUACGAGGCGCAGCUCUUUCAGUAUGCGAAGCAGUCAGGCGGUGCGCCGAUGAUUGACUAUCUCGUCCGGAAUCACGACACGCUCAAAGGAUUGGGUCAGAAACUCUGGCUGCUGCAGGAAGCUGAAAACCAUGUGAUCCAAGCUAAGAAAUCCAGAUUGAAAUUCCUCUUGGAGGCAACAGAAAGAUCUUGUGUUUGUGCCGGGCGCUGGGGCCGCGCCGCCCGACAAAACCUGGAAGCAAACGAAAUCUCGGAGGAAGUCUUCACGAAGGCCAUCUACGAUGCACUUCAGCAUGGCCGCGCCAAAGGCCAUACGAUAGCCCUCCUCGGUGUUGGUGGGAACGAAGGGAAAACCUUUCUAUUGUCACCCAUGAAGGACAUCUAUCCGCCUGGAACCGUGAUAGGUUCGCCGUCUCCAAGUGCAUUUCCGCUCCUGGAACUCUGCAAAUCGCGGGUUGCCAUAUGGGACGACUGGAGAUUCGAUGCAGCCAUCAUUCCCAUCGCCCUUCAACUCCAGCUUUUCGAAGGUUUGGCCGUGACUGUAAAUCGACCGCAGAACCAGUUUUCUGGACAUGAGAUUUGGCAAGGCAGCACUCCUUUUUUCUUGACUGGUCGAUUGGAUGACCUGAUGAUGGUCAAGGCUGGUGUAUCGUGCACCGAUCUCACGAUGUUGAGAAAGCGAUUGAAAGUGUUUGAAUUCAAGCGGUCGCAAACGAAUCCUGACAUCACCAUCCCGAGAUGUGCAUCGUGCUUUGCCAAGAUGGUCCUGCGGAAGGGAAACCCUCGAAAUAUGCGGUUUAUCACCCCAGACUUGCAGGAGCAAGCGCCGGGAGAAGUGGUUGUAGACUACUUCUAA
Messenger RNA from Symbiodinium necroappetens, 1909 nucleotides. Lineage: Eukaryota; Dinophyceae; Suessiales; Symbiodiniaceae. The record is from the annotation of a GenBank genome assembly.